AUAUUCAUAUGAUGGCAAUAAGAAGUUCAUAAUCACCGAGUACAAGUUAUUGAUCGAAGUUUACAAGUUAGUGGAAAAUGAUAAAGUAGAAUUGUGCGAUGUUUUAUCCACAACUUCUAAAAAGCUAUCACAGUUUUCGUUAGCUUCAUCUACAUUUACGAUUCAAG
Acaulospora morrowiae is the source of this 167-nucleotide messenger RNA. NCBI's taxonomy places the organism in Eukaryota, Fungi, Glomeromycota, Glomeromycetes, Diversisporales, Acaulosporaceae. The record is from the annotation of a GenBank genome assembly.